This is a messenger RNA of Xenopus laevis (African clawed frog), 4495 nucleotides long. RefSeq names its product SUZ12, polycomb repressive complex 2 subunit L homeolog (gene suz12.L). The coding region runs from base 479 to 2656 and encodes 725 amino acids. Gene Ontology annotation, molecular function: chromatin DNA binding. The transcript is spliced from 17 exons. The record is from RefSeq and is a predicted model, not a curated record. NCBI's taxonomy places the organism in Eukaryota, Metazoa, Chordata, Amphibia, Anura, Pipidae. Gene Ontology annotation, biological process: chromatin organization. Gene Ontology annotation, cellular component: ESC/E(Z) complex; RSC-type complex; nucleus.
CCCCUUUGUCAGUCUUUAUGUAGGAAUUAGCGGGUACCAGCGGCAAAUACUGGGACUGUGCGGGAAACGAACAAAUACAAAUCCCCAACCCAGGAUUGAUUCCCUUUUUCUUUUCCAUUUGCCGCCACUUCCAGGCCCCACCCACUGCACCCAAGCUCUUCCUUCCCUCGCUACCCAGAAUGCAGUGUGGACUGUUCCCGCGAAUUCAGUUCAAAGGAGGGAAGGGGCGAGACUGCCGGCUGGGGUAUAGGGACGGCUCCUAGGUGAAGGGCGGGUGGUGCAGCCAAUGAGUGGUAGGCAGCGCGGAGGCAUAGCCAAUAGAACUGGCUGUUGAGCGGGAAGGGGCGGGGUGUAGCGCUGAGGGAGGUAGUGCGCGCCAUUGGGGACUGGCCAGACGGGAGCGCUCCGGGGCCCGGGAUUAUCGCUUGUAGUAUCCCGCAUGGCUCCCUUUCUGGUCCGGCCCGAGUGACUACCCCGUAUGGCCCCUCAGAAACACGGGGGCAGCUCCGGACCCUCCAGCAAAUCCAGCGCCACGGCCUCCCUCCUGCCCGUCCGGAAACCCAAGAUGGAGCAGAUCCAGGCGGACCAUGAGCUCUUCCUGCAGGCCUUUGAGAAACCAACACAGAUUUAUAGAUUUUUACGAACAAGGAAUCUCAUAGCUCCGAUUUUUUUGCACAGAACCCUCACCUACAUGUCGCACAGGAAUUCCAGAUCGAAUGCCAUAAGGAAAAGCUUCAAAGUUAACGACUUGUUGUUGAAAGUGGAAAAAAUGAAGGGAGAUCAAGAAUCCCACAGUGUAUCCGCUCAUUUACAGCUGACAUUUACUGGUUUCUUCCAUAAAAUUGAUAAGCCAUCUCAAAACUCAGAAAAUGAUCAAAGCUCCGUGACUUUGGAGGUUCUGCUUGUUAAAGUUUGCCACAAGAAACGAAAGGCCAGGUACAAUGAUUCAGUGGCAGUGCAAGCUUCCCCACGCAGUGCUGGUAAUGACCCCAAGCUGGAGGGCCAGCACUUUCUAGGGGAUGUAAGCUGUCCCAUACGCCAGGUUCCUACUGGAAAAAAGCAGGUGCCUCUCAAUCCAGAGCUGAACCCAGCAAAACCAUCCAAUUUUCCUUCACUCGCUGUAUCCAGCAAUGAAUUUGAGCCCAGCAACAGCCAUAUGGUCAAAUCCUACUCCUUGCUUUUCCGGGUGACUCGCCAGGGGCGAAGGGAUUUUAAUGGAUUAACCAAUGGAGAGACUAAUGAAAACAUAGAUGUCUCUGAGGAGCCUCCAGCUCGGAGAAAGCGCAAUUCAUCCAACAGAGAUGAAGGAGAUAAGACUUUUGUGGCACAGAUGACUGUAUUUGACAAAAACAGGCGCUUGCAGCUACUGGAUGGGGAAUAUGAAGUUGCAAUGCAGGAAAUGGAGGACUGUCCUGUAAACAAGAAAAGGGCCACGUGGGAAACCAUACUGGAUGGAAAGAGGCUGCCUCCAUUUGAAACAUUCUCUCAGGGACCAACCCUUCAAUUUACACUUCGGUGGACAAGUGACACCCCUGAUAAAUCUACUGCCCCAAUUGCCAAGCCUCUAGCCACCCGCAACUCUGAGUCUCUCCCUCAAGAACAUAAAUCUUCAUCUGUCAAACCUGCACAGACAAUUGCUGUAAAGGAAUCCUUAUCCUCUGAUCUGCAGGCCAGAAGGGAACGUGACUUUUCCAAUGAACCCCGGCAGAAGCUGAGGAUAUUUUAUCAGUUCCUGUACAAUAACAACACCCGGCAGCAGACUGAAGCCAGAGAUGACCUGCACUGCCCAUGGUGUACGUUAAACUGCCGCAAGCUCUAUAGUCUGCUCAAACACCUGAAACUCUGUCACAGCAGAUUCAUCUUCAACUAUGUGUAUCAUCCCAAAGGUGCUCGGAUUGAUGUUUCCAUCAAUGAAUGCUAUGAUGGCUCUUAUGCGGGAAAUCCACAGGACAUUCAUCGGCAGCCAGGCUUUGCCUUUAGCCGCAAUGGGCCAGUUAAAAGGACUCCAAUCACUCACAUCCUCGUCUGCAGACCAAAGCGGACAAAAGCAAGUAUGUCUGAAUUCCUAGAGUCUGAAGAUGGUGAGGUGGAACAGCAGCGAACAUACAGCAGUGGCCACAAUCGCUUGUAUUUCCAUAGUGACACGUGCCUUCCUCUUCGACCCCAGGAAAUGGAAGUAGACAGUGAAGAUGAGAAGGAUCCAGAGUGGCUUAGGGAGAAAACCAUAACUCAAAUUGAGGAAUUUUCUGAUGUCAAUGAAGGGGAAAAGGAGGUGAUGAAAAUGUGGAAUCUGCAUGUUAUGAAACAUGGGUUCAUUGCAGACAAUCAAAUGAAUCAUGGCUGCAUGCUUUUUGUAGAGAACUAUGGACCCCAAAUCAUUCAGAAAAACCUGUGUCGAAACUUUAUGCUUCACUUAGUGAGCAUGCACGAUUUCAAUCUAAUCAGCAUCGCAACUAUAGACAAAGCGGUGUCGAGAUUGCGGGAAAUCCAACCAAAACUGGAGAUGGAUGAAUGUGUGGUGCCCCCUAGCGAGGAGGAUCCUGAAGAGCCAAAUGGAACCACAAAUAGCUUCAUGGAAACGAAUGAAAAAGAUCAAGCGCUAGAGAAUGAUUGCGUCUCAGGGCAAAACAAAUACAGCAAAAAGCAGAAGCCCUGAAGGCAAAAGGUGCACUGAAUGGCUGGGGGUGGAUAAGUGAUCCAGCAAAGGGAAUAUCCAAAGGCAAUUGGCUCCCAGGGUUUGUGUGCAAAUGAACUAACUGCAAUUAGAAGAGCAAUACAGCCUACACCUUUGUAUCUUUAGUAUCUAGCGUCGUCUACACAGUUUAUCAACUUAAUUUAAAACUCCAAGACUGUUUUAAUAUGACCUGUUUGCAUCCGUGAUCAAUUUCUCCUCCUGCACCUAGGAGUGGCUUUUUUUAAAUAUAUAAAUAUAUAUAUAUUAAAAAAAAAAAGCCACUCCUAAUAUAUAUAUAUUUGACUACAGACUGUCCAUUUUUACUUUUAUGUUUCCCUGUGUUUUCUGCUUCCAGCCUGACUGCUCAUUUUGUAUUGCCUCUUUCGCCACAGCACAAUAUUAGUGAAAGACGUAGGCGACAGUAGCACUUGUACUGUGCAUCUUCAUAUCCAAACACGGCACCACUCUGUCAGUCUGUAACGUACCCCCCGGGGGGAGACUCCACCUCUGUUUCCCUUUAUGCUCUCUUCUAAGGUGCUCAGAGCCAACAUGGGCUGCAGUCCCUGCUGAAGAAUUUUAUCUCCUGCCCACAGCUAGCAGGGGAUGCUGGGAUUUGUAGUGCCAUUGUGUCUUAAAGGCCAUGCUUAUCUCUGGAUGCUACACAUUUACAUAUAAAUGUUUAAGAAAUUUGAAAGGUUCUCAUCAGUUUAUUAAAGGCAGGACCAGCCUCUUUUACACUCUUAACAAGGUGUUUUCUGACUGCCCUGCCCAUGUGCGCGAGGUGUCUUCCACAAACUGCCACUUGGAAUCUCCCUCUAACUUCCCAGAAUGUUCCUUUUGCAAUGGACAGUGCAGGGGUUUGGGUGUGACCUUGUUACUCCCAUUUUAUAGGAGUGUUGAAAGAGUUUGCUCUGGGGCCCCUUAGAUGACAAAUAUCAUCACUUAAAUGAUUUGUGAUAACUUCAGUAUGUGUCUGCAGUGUCCAACCUGCCACCCAGCACAGGACUGGGAUUUGCAGUUCACUAAUGGCUGGGGCCAUGUGGUUUGGCCGCCCUGUCUUCAAGCCUUUCUACACAGCCAGGUAGCCCCCAACCCCUUUUUGUUCUCAUGUGGCUGUGAGAUAAGUGUGCCCUUCACUGGAGAGUGGGCUCCCUUUCUUUUCAUCUGCCCUCUUACUGGCAAUUUGUGACCCUGCAUCUUAUUUAUGAAGAAACCAUGCUGCUCUUGCUCUUUUAAUGUUACCCACCCAUAAAAGGCAGGCGCCAAGCUUGUCCUUUUAAUUCUCUGUAACUGUGACAAUGAGUUUAUACAACUGUACAGAAAUAUUUCGAUGGUUUUAAAGAUGUACGUUAACAGUCAGGCUAUUUAACUAAUUGUGUGGGUGUUUUGAUUUGGCAUCAGUAUGAAUUCCCUACCACUGAUACUUGUGUAAGAAUAAGAAGGAAUAUUGGCAGCCUGGGGAGGUGGCUGAGGUUUGGUAGGCAGAUCUUUUCUUGUUCAUUUUCACUCAUAGUGGAGUCGAUAUUCCUGCAGGGGGUCCCUCCACUGUGUUCCCCCUUAAGUUUCUGGACAGCGAUUUGCCUUUUUUUUUUUUUCUUAUGUUUUUUCAGAUCUGGAGCAAGGUGCAUACUUUGUUAGCUUUGUCAGGUCGAUCCAGUUUUUGGGGCAGUCUGUGCAGCAAAUGAAUACAAAUGUAGUUUCAAUGCUGGAUUCCAUACUAAACCUGACUGCCAUUGUUUGCACAGCCCCUCCCUGCUCCCUCCAUGAAAUUUUGUCUAAUGAACUUGUCAUGUUGUCACUUUCUAAUAAAAGCUGAAAACA